AUGCGCCGCUGCCUUGUCUCCAUUAUCGCAAUUACCAUUUCCGUCAAACAUUCCUCAAAUACCUUCCUUGAGCAUUGGAGCAGUAGCAUUACGCGGGUGCCUGAUAGUCUUCAGCGUUCUCCUGGCACCCCCUUAUUUGCUAAGCGUGCCUUCUUAGGGCCAAUGAUAGAUAGGACUGUGGCGCUUGUCGCAGCUAAAGCGGAUAUAUUCUAUGGAGCCCCACUCACUUAG
This is a messenger RNA of Lindgomyces ingoldianus, 231 nucleotides long. RefSeq lists its product as uncharacterized. Bases 1 to 231 code for a protein of 76 amino acids. The record is from RefSeq and is a predicted model, not a curated record. Lineage: Eukaryota; Fungi; Ascomycota; Dothideomycetes; Pleosporales; Lindgomycetaceae. The transcript has 4 exons.